CCGACAAAACAGCAUUAUACUUUUUUUUCUUCCGCCAGCAAAUCACAACACAAAGCUGUUUAGCAUUGAGAUCGCUCAUCAGAAUUUUCCUUGUGCUUUUUCAUCGAGUUAAAGAUGCGACACAACUGCUGCCAUCUCUCCUUCGCUUCGGUCCUCAAGAUCCUCAAUUUCCUCCAAGCCUUCAUCGGCAUCUCCAUCAUCAUCUACUCCAUAUGGAUGCUCGAUCAAUACAAUCGCCACGUCCCCGUCGACCCUCCUCCUUCUCAGCCUCCCACGGCUUCUUCUCCCGACUCUCCUUAUCUCUUCUCUACCUCACGAAUCCAGAUCAACAGCGUCUCUGACUCGUUUCAGAAACCCAUCGGUCUCGUUCUCGGAGAUUCGGGUCUCAACCUCCGCUCACUAGAUCUUCCUGCUCCAUGGUUCAUCUACUGUUUCAUGGCGAUUGGGAUCUUGGUCUGCAUUGUCACCAUCAUCGGUUUCAUUGCAGCUGAAGCUAUCAAUGGCUGCUGCUUGUGUUUCUAUUCAAUCCUCAAAACUCUUGUCAUCAUACUUGAAGCAGCUCUCGUUGGAUUCAUUGCCAUUGAUCGUCACUGGGAGAAGGAUCUUCCUUAUGAUCCAACUGGAGAACUCACUAGCCUUCGAGCUUUCAUUGAAGCAAACAUCGAUAUUUGCAAAUGGGUUGGGGUUGGUGUGGUAGCUGUCCAGUUACUGUCGUUGCUACUGGCUAUGGUUCUGAGAGCUAUGGUUUCUCCUAGACAAUCAGACCUUGACGAUGAGGAUGAUUACGAGAAUCCGAUUAAUAGAGCACGUGAGAACCUUCUUGCUCCACAGGCUAACCAGACAUCUUCUGGAUCAAGCAAUAUUGACAACUGGAGGUCCAGAAUCAGAGAGAAGUACGGUCUCAACAACGGCCAGAGCCAAAGUCCCUCAGUUUAAUUCAAAAGACUUGAGUUCCUGUUUCGUUUUGUUCCUCUCUUGCUACCGCUGUAACUUUCGAGUGUGCAUAAGUAUUACACAACUGUCAUUGUUUGAUCUUUCCUCUGUUUAGAUUGGAACAUUGGUUUCUCUUUGGUGUGUUUGCACAAAACCGUAACGAGAUUUGUGUUUAAAAUGGGAUCAAGUGAUUAUUAGUC
This is a messenger RNA of Brassica rapa (field mustard), 1133 nucleotides long. Its product is annotated as tetraspanin-20. NCBI's taxonomy places the organism in Eukaryota, Viridiplantae, Streptophyta, Magnoliopsida, Brassicales, Brassicaceae. Gene Ontology annotation, cellular component: membrane. The record is from RefSeq and is a predicted model, not a curated record.